Molecule: messenger RNA, 2222 nt
Organism: Linum tenue
Lineage: Eukaryota; Viridiplantae; Streptophyta; Magnoliopsida; Malpighiales; Linaceae
Source: the annotation of a GenBank genome assembly
AUGACCUGGUUGGAACAACUUCUAUCAACCAUGCAGCGGUCCAGUGAUGAUUCGUCUCUAAAGGUGGCUUGUUGUGCAUCAAUCUCACAUCUGAUUACAAGGUUGCCUGGAUUUCCAGAGUUAAAGAGGGAUUGGACUGCUCGUGCUGGGAGACUCGUUGAAUUACUUCUGAAGAUUUUUAACGAGGAUAAUCCUCACACCGUUCAGGAAAGUGCAGUGCAUCUGUUAUCUGCUAUCAUAACUUCAUCCUCUCUUCCUAGUUAUUAUGACAUUGUUGAAAAAGCAACUGUGUCAAAACUGUUCUCAGGAAAUGACAAUCCUAAUUUGCGGAAGAAGUUUGCCACCACCCUGGCAUUACUUCCAAAUUUCAAUAGAGGCAAGGAUAAUUGGCUUCCACUACUAAAAAGUAUACUAUUGUUGCUAAAUGGUUUAUUAACUGAUAUCUUCAGUGGAUUUGAAGACGGAUGUAAAUUGGAUGAAGCAAUGCGAUUGUUGGUUCCAGAAGGAGUAGAUAAGCCCAAAGAGAUAUGGGGCCAAAAGUUGGUAGAAGACGUCUCUGGAAAGGGAAAAAGGAUGGCUAAGUUACACACUGCCCUGUUACUGAUGUCCAGCUGUUUAACAAUGCUGACAAAUUCAUACCCUAUCCAGGUAAAGCUUCCUGUCCUGGCAUUGUUGGCCCUUGUGGAUAGGGUCUUGACGGUUCAUGGGUCUUUGCCAAAUGUGAAGUCCUUUGUGAUUGCAGCUGAACAAGAGUAUGUGUGUUCAGAGCUACCAGUUCUACAUUCAUAUGGUCUAGAUCUCCUUUCUUCUGUAAUAGAGUGCUUGCGCGGUCAACUACUCCGGCAUGCUGCACAUAUCUUCCAACUAGUUAAAGGUAUGGGAAUCUAUUUUGGGCAAGUGGUUGUCAGCAAUGCCCUCAUUGAUCUGAAUGAUGUUGCUGUUCACACAAUAGACAUGAGCUCAAAUGCUUCUUCUGAAGCAUAUGGGCGGCCUUCACAGAGCCAAGGAGCUUCAAAUUCAGUAAAAAAAGCUGCACUUGAGGCAAUAAAAGCUCUUAUUACCGUGGGGGGUGCUCUUUGUUCAGAGCCUUGGCGAUCUACUAUUGAUAAUCUUGUAAUAAACAUAGCGAAGAAAAGUUGCAUAGGUAAAUUGGGAGAUGAAAGGAGUCUCUUGUCCAAUGACCACCCUUCAAUGCUUUCAGAUCUUCAGUUUGCAGCACUGGACGCACUUUUGGCAUCUCUGCUAUCCCCAUCACGCACCCGCCCUCCUCAUUUGGCUCAAAGUCUUGAGCUUUUCAGUCGAGGCAGACGCGAGGCAGGAAUGAAGAUCUCUGAAUUUUGCACUCAUGCUCUUUUAGCCUUGGAAGUGCUCAUGCAUCCUCGGGCAUUGCCAUUUAUAGAUUCCUCCCUGAACCCAAGUACACCAUUUUCUAGAGGCAAUCAUGAAGUAGAGCUUGGUGGUGACCUCUUUGAUCGAAGAAAUAAUGACGUGCUACAUCAGAGCUGGAUAGUUGACACCAAGGAAACCGAGGACUCACUAGAAAUUGUGAGAAAACAAAUGGACAUGGAAGGAGAAAGUGCUUGUGAAACAGCCAUUGUUGAUCAAUCAGGAGAGAAGACUUGUGUGGGUAAUCCAGAAGUCCAGAUGAAUGAUGAAGCUGUGAUUAUGGUGGGUCUGGGACAGCCUUCUGAAACAUACAUGAUGAGACAAACGGACAUGGAUGAAGAAACUGAUCAGGAUAUAGCUAGAGUGGUUGAGCAAUCAGGAACAAGGACUUGUGUUGCUAAUGAUGAUGCAGAGGCCGAGGUGACUGAUGAAGCGGCGAUGAUGGUGGAUAUGGGAGGGUUAGUGUCUCCAAAGAGGAUGGACUUUGGUGCUGAAUCAGACAGUGAGUCAACACAUUCUUGGCCAGACAUUGUUCGUGCCAGGCCGGAUCCUUACUAGGUUUGGAGAAGAAUUAUGCUGCGGAGUUGAAAGGCUCGUUGGCGGUGUUGUGCUGGGCUGUGGCCAGCUCGAUGGUUUGUUAACGAGGUUUUUGGUAAAACUUUGGUUUUGUAAAACCUUAGAUAUAUGAUAAUAUAUUUAAAUUUGGUGUUAUUAUGGAUUUGAACAAGUUUAGUGUUUGCUUGUUGGAUUUCAUUAUGAAUUUUAUUUGAUUAGAGUUAUGGAUAUGGAAUACAAUUAUAUUGUUACUCUUAUCUAAUUAUAUUUAUAUAUUAUAA